This is a messenger RNA of Thlaspi arvense, 519 nucleotides long. NCBI's taxonomy places the organism in Eukaryota, Viridiplantae, Streptophyta, Magnoliopsida, Brassicales, Brassicaceae. The record is from the annotation of a GenBank genome assembly.
AUGGAGAGGCAAGAGGAGUUAGGAAAUGUUCCGAGAUGGGAGAAGAUGGAUAAAGACAUACUUUCAAACAUUUUCACGAAGCUCGACGUAGUGAACGUUAUCAUGGGAGCAUCACGAGUGUGCAUCACUUGGUUCCUUGCCUCUCACAACAAAACCAUAUGGAACACCAUCAAACUCAACGAUAUUGAUUCCAUCAUUUUUGAUAACCCCUAUGGGCCUUAUAUGCAGGAUAAUGAUAGAGAAAGACAUCGGUACCAACUUAAGAAGAUCUUGAUUGAGAUCAACAAAUUCGGCCGUACUGUCCCGGCAAACUUCUUCUUCAACGUAUUUUCCUAUGUAGUAGAAGAGGAUCUCGCGAUCAUUUCUAAGGGGAUGCCAAACAUCCGAAAACUUGCGUUACCAAUGUGGAAAAAUCUAAGUCUGAAUUCAAUUCAGUCAGCAUUUAGUAAAUGGAAGAAUCUCCUCUUAUGCCUGUAUAGAAGCAUCAAAAUCGCUCAUCAUCGGUCUUCCAAACCUCGA